AUGCGGCAAAUUAUACGAAGAUUUGCAAUACAUUUCGUAAUAAUUAUAAAUGUAGUACUGAUCUAUAGAAAUACUACAGCAACUCCUGAUCAUAACCCAUCAUUUGACUAUCACUCUCAACACCACACCGAUAAUCAGAGAACAUCAAGAUUUAACGAAAAUGAACAAAGUCAACAAAAAAUCGCUGAUGUUUUGGAUGAUAAAUCAAUCAAUAAUGUACACAUUCAAAUAUUUCUGGUUACUCCAAAUAAAACUCCCACAAACUCCAACAUACGAACAAAUGAACUUCGUAAUAAAGAAAUAGGCAGUCAAGAAAAUCCCAUAUCACUUGAAAUUGAUCUUGAAAAAGGUACCGUAGACGAAGUAAGCAAUAGCCGCCAUGUGUCGCCAAGGAUCAAUGAUGAAGGAAACAUUGCAACAUUUAUUCAACCGAUUGAUCAAACUAAUAGAAAUAGCAAAAAUGGAAUGCAAUCCAAGAAAUUUGAAGGAUUAUCAAUUGAAGAAAUCGAACCAUCGAAGAGAUUUAAAUCAAAUUCUGAUAAUGUAGCAGCAAUAGACAGAAAUUGGCUGAGAGCUAAUUUUGAUAAAAUGAGUCCAGCUACUUUGAAUGUAUCGGAAAACGGAUUUUCAACAUCGAAUCAUAUCAAUAACAUUAAUUCGAAUUCAUCUACCUAUAGAUUUGGAAACUUAGAAUCAAGCCAUAUCGUAGAUUAUUCGUCAUUUUUCACAAAAACUCCAUCUAUGCAAACAACUACACUAGUUUCAGAUUUCGAAGUUGUUUUCAUUUCUCCUGAACAAAUUCCCACUACUACAACAAUUUCUAUUACUGAUAAUGAAAUGCUAUUAAAGCAAACAUCAGAUCAACAAAGUUCUGAUGCAACAAUUAAUUUUAAUCCCAAAAUAUUUUAUGAAGAUAAACAUUCCGGAACGUCAAGCACACAAACCGUGCACUUUCUUCCUAACACCUACAGGAUUUCAGAGAAUGAAACAGAUUUCAAAAAAACGAUUUUUUCAAGCACUGGUCAUAAUGCCGUUUCUAAGAAUAUUUUACCUUUUGAACCACUUUUAACUUCCACAGUUUCUUUGCCAAAUGCAACACCGGAACUAUUAAUUUUUACUAACAAAAAAAAAUUUGAUCCAGCUCACGUUGGAAUUAAACUACUACCGGUAUUCGAUGAAACCAGUAGAUCGUCAGGUAUAACUUUGAUUGAAAACAUUACUGAAUCGAAAAUUAAUUCUGAAAAUCAGUCAUUAUAUUUUGGUCCAGCACAUCCGGUUGCUUUCAUUGCGGUAGGUGAUCGAGAGAUUCUGGAUGAGCAAAAGUCACACAGAGAAGCUUCAUCAGUUCUCACAAUUCCGCAUAUUGCAGUUGGCGAACAGAUCAGUGAGAUGCAAGAAACUUAUCCUUCAGAUUCCGCUGAAGAUGAAACUAUGAUUAUGGGAAGACAAUCAAUGAUUGAUUUAUUACAAAAACAGGAUAGUAUUAAUACAAAACGUAUUUCAUCUCAGGAACAUACGAUGGAAUCAGCUGAAAUAGCAGAGCAAACACAAUUCAAAAAGCCUUUUCGUUCCGGAUUUAAUUCAAGAGAUGGAAUAAUUUUACCUGAUCUUACUACUCAAGGGCAAAACAUUUCCUCGCCGGAAAUAUUUUUAAUUCCAGAACAAGAUUUUAUGGCUUCUCAACCGGAUUACAUAGAACCGAUUGAUUCAGUAAGAACUUUAAUUUCGAGUGAGCAUGCACCACCGUCUGCUGAAUUUGGAACAAAGCGAGGGAAAAGUGAAAUUCUGAAAUCUGAAUUAAUAACAUCGCAAUCAAAUACAAACAAAAUAAAGGUCAGUGAACCGAUCUAUUGUGAUAACAUUGCUACCAAUGAAGGUGAAUGUCCGAUAGUAAAUGAUAAAUCUGAUCAAAUACGAUCCGAUAUAUUAUUCUUAUUAGAUACUUCUCAUAAUAUUACUAAAAUAUACUUUCAACAAGCGGUGAAAUUUAUCAUGGACACCGUAGAACAAUUUAAAAAUAUUGGUCCUGAUGGAGUGCAGAUUUCAUUGGUACAGUUUACACGUGAACCAGUGCUGGAAUUUUCAUUCCGUAAGCAUAAUUGUAAACCUUGUCUUCUUGCUGAUAUUGGUGAUACUGAAUACAUCAGUGAUUUGAAUAGUGUUGAUAAUGUCAUUCAUAAAGUUGUCAAAUAUGGUUUUAGCAAACGAAGAGGUGAUAGGGAUGAAGUGCCGAAUGUACUUGUAAUGGUCAGUAGCGGUAUGUCCAGUGGUCAGUUCCAUGAAGCGUUACAGUUACUUGAUCCAAACAAUAUAACUGUAAUAAUAGUAUCCAUCAAAGAUACAAAUCCUCAAUUGAUUAAACAACUUAUCAGAGACGAGCAUCAUAAUCUUAUCUUCAAUGUAACUGCAGUGAACAAUGGUCAACUAGCUGAUCAUUUAGCAAAGCAUAUUCGAACCACUACAAAAGAAAAAUUAGCAUUUUUCGAGAAUAGAAUAGCAAUGGAAAUGGAUCAAUCAGUUCAGGAAUUUACUGUUCAAUGUUUAAAUGAUGGAUUCAAUGUAACAUUUAAAUUACUCAAAUCAUUUGGUGGAACUAUCGUUGUUCGGGGUAAAAAUAUGACGAAAAAUUGUUCAAAAAUUAUUCAAGCUGAACAAUUCGGUGAACGUAUUGACACUCGUGAAGUUCAUUUCUUCAUUAGUUUUAAGCAAUGUGAUAUUGAAGAAAUAAUAUCGGUAAAUCCAGCAGGACUGAAUUAUUCCGCACUGAUCAAUAUAAUUCACGACAAAUGGUUAGUAAGUGAUGCAGAUAAGGGAUUUGUUCUUCAGUGUUAUCAACCUCAGCAGUUACACGAAUUAACAAAUUUGCGCAUUAAUCAGCGCCCACAAGGUGAUAUUAAAAUAGCAAAAAUAUUACCACUGAAUUCAAUACCACCAUUAUGUAAUUAUACAAUUCGAGCGGAUACACCAAAUGGACCGAUAAUCCAAUAUGCUAAACUUGGCGAUACUAUCUAUCAUAAAUGGGAAUGUGAAAAUAAUCACCAAGCAUUAGAUUUAUACGGAUUACACAUUCAUGAUUGUUAUGCUAAAUCAGAAAGCAAACAACAACAACAACAUAUUAUAAUCGAUAGUAAAGGCUGUAUUGCGGAUGCGAAUAUUGUUAACGAUGUGAUUUACUCCGAUGAUAAACUUAUGGCUUUUGCAUAUGUCAAAGUUUUUAAACUUACCAAUUCGGAACAUUUAUCAUUUCAUUGCAAGAUUAGUUUGUGCAUUAAAAGAGCGGAUGGUUGUGAAGGAAUUACACCACCUCGAUGUCCAGGAACCGAUUACAAAGAUUUAUUGAUUUAUCACCGGAAUCGUCAUAAUACGGAAUCUUUCUUGGCUGCGCUAACCACUGAGGAAGAAGUUAGAUUUACCGUUGUUCCAUCAAUGAAUGUUACCGAUUCAGCCUUUUCGCAUCAAACCGUUAAGGAACUCUCAAAUACAAAUUUACUUUGGUUGAUGGUUAUCCUUAUUGCCUUAUCUGCUAUUAUCCUUUUGAUCCUUAUCAGAUACAUUACUAGAAUGAAUAGCAAGGAUGAAUUUAUAGCUUCGGAAAGUUUAAAAAGGCAUAAAACUAUCGAUAACAUUGAUUACAUCACAUCUGCAACAACAUUUGCAAAAUUUUUGUCAAACGAAAAAAGGGUAAAGAAGGAGCAAAACGAUGCGUGUCGUAGCGAAUCGCUAAAAGGAAAAAAUAAUGAUGGAGAAAUAAAAACUGAAAUCGUUUCUGUUAGUCUAAAUUCUACUAACGAUGGAAUUAGACCAUCCGUUAAGUAUGAUUCUUCGGAUGGCACUGUAUCAGCCACGGAAUCUCGUCAUGUUCAAUUUGAUCAACAUGAUGGAUCUUCUUGGUCAUUUUAA
Messenger RNA from Brugia malayi, 3900 nucleotides. RefSeq names its product von Willebrand factor type A domain containing protein (gene Bma-dpy-1). NCBI's taxonomy places the organism in Eukaryota, Metazoa, Nematoda, Chromadorea, Rhabditida, Onchocercidae. Bases 1 to 3900 code for a protein of 1299 amino acids. The record is from RefSeq and is a predicted model, not a curated record. The transcript has 17 exons.